AUGGACGAGCGUGAUAAAGAGAAAACUGCCUUUUCUGUUGGUAAUCUUGGUUUUUGGGAGACCAACAGAAUGGGGUUUGGUCUCUGUUUUGCUGGUGCUACGUUCCAAAGAAUGAUUGAAAAAUGCAUGGGGGAUAUGCAUCUAAGAGAAUGUCUUAUUUUUCUCGAUGAUAUCCUCAUAUUCUCUCGUACCUUUGAUGAACAUCUUACAAGGUUGGAAUCUGUUUUCGCCAGACUUGUACAACAUGGCCUCAAACUAAAAUCUUCCAAGUGCGAGUUUUUUAAGACAUCUGUGGCAUAUUUAGGACAUGUAGUGUCUAAGGAGGGCAUAGCUACAGACCCUGAAAAGGUCUGCAGUCAAGAAUUGGCCUCGACCUCAGAACUUCUGGCUUACGCUGAUAUCUCUAAGCCAUUCAUCCUCCACACUGAUGCUAGCAUCCUAGGUUUAGGUGCUGUGCUAUAUCAGAAACAUGAGGAUGACGAAAGGGUUAUUGCGUACGCAAGUCGUGGUUUACGGCCUAGUGAGCGGAAUUACCCGGCACACAAGCUUGAGUUUUUGGCACUGAAAUAUGCUCUAGCCAUACCCUGUAAAAACCAGAAAGCCUACACCACAGCUAAAGCACUCUAUGAGAAGUUCAUAGUGUACUAUAGUUUCCCAGAAAGGCUCCAUAGUGAUCAGGGCCGUAACUUUGAAAGCGAGGUUAUCAAGCAGCUUUGCAAAGUGGCCGGGGUUAAGAAAACUAGAACAACUCCAUACCAUCCCAUGGGAAAUGGUUCAGCUGAGAGGCUCAAUAAAACACUCAUAGGGAUGCUAGCUACCCUAGAUGAGUCCCAGAAAAAGGAUUGGAGGUCCUAUGUAGCACCAAUGGUCCAGGCCUAUAAUGCAACCCGAAACGAUGCCAAGGGGUAUUCUCCACACUUUCUUAUGUUUGGGUGGCACCCCAGGUUAUCGGUGGACGCUUUCUUAGGAACUGACCCUGGUCAGCAGGGUGCAGUUAAUCCGAGAUCCUAUAUCGGAAAACUCCGGAAUAGGAUGGAUGUAGCUUAUAAAGCUGCUCGAAAUGAGGCUAACAAGAAUGCUCAACAGAAUAAAGUACGGUAUGACCGGAAGGUUCGAGAUUCUAAGUUAGAGGUCGGAGACCGAGUCCUUGUCAGGAAGGUAGGUCUGAAAGGGAAAAACAAACUAGCUGACAGGUGGGAGCAGGAACCCUGUGUGGUGAUUAAUAUCCCCAACAGUGAUAUCCCUGUGUAUAAGGUGACAAAUGAAGGGUCAAGAGGUAAGAGUCGUACCUUGCACCGUAACAUGUUGCUACCUUUUAACUCCAUUCCAUUGGAAGUUCCCCCUAAGGUGCCUGUUCGAAAGCUCGGGCCAACCAAACAGCUAGUUAGCCCUGACCUAACAUCCUCAUCAGACUCCGAUACGGAGACCGAGUUGCUUCCAGUAGAGAAAUCGAGCAGGGUUCAGACACGUUUGAGCCUGAGGGCAGUAUCAUCACACCAGAUCCGGAGUCGGAUAUACAAGUAA
This is a messenger RNA of Pecten maximus, 1524 nucleotides long. RefSeq lists its product as uncharacterized. The transcript is spliced from 3 exons. Lineage: Eukaryota; Metazoa; Mollusca; Bivalvia; Pectinida; Pectinidae. The coding region runs from base 1 to 1524 and encodes 507 amino acids. Gene Ontology annotation, biological process: DNA integration. The record is from RefSeq and is a predicted model, not a curated record. Gene Ontology annotation, molecular function: nucleic acid binding.